Molecule: messenger RNA, 1920 nt
Organism: Ogataea parapolymorpha DL-1
Lineage: Eukaryota; Fungi; Ascomycota; Pichiomycetes; Pichiales; Pichiaceae
Product: Multisite-specific tRNA:(cytosine-C(5))-methyltransferase
Exons: 1
Coding region: 1-1920 (639 amino acids)
Biological process (GO): tRNA methylation
Cellular component (GO): nucleus; cytoplasm
Molecular function (GO): tRNA binding; tRNA (cytidine-N5)-methyltransferase activity
Source: RefSeq, a predicted model, not a curated record
AUGGGGAAAAGAAAGGGCAAUAAGAACGGUGCUCAGGCCGGAAAGCGCGAGAACAGAGGUUAUUGGAAGGAGAUAGAGCGUAAAAAUGAUCAAUGGGAGAGAUAUUAUAGGGCACAGAGUCUGAUCCCAGAGGAAGAGUUUGACCUCUUCAAAACGACCUGUCAGCAAGAUCUACCGCUCACCUUCAGAAUUACUGGUUUUAAGAAACAUGCAAGCGAAAUUUCCGAGCUUUUCACCACUAAACAUAUGCCAAAUCUGACCAAUGCAAAUGAUGAGAACUCCAAGCCCCCAUUUCCGUUUCCUUGGUACCCUGGAAAGUUGGGUUUCCAAAUAGAUUUGCCUAAAUCUGUCGUGAAAAAAAACCCACUGUACGCAUCAACUCAGAAAUUCCUUGUUGUCGAAACAGAGGUAGGUAACAUCUCCAGACAGGAGGCCGUCUCGAUGAUUCCUCCUUUAUUUUUGGAGGUGCAACCGCACCAUUAUGUGUUGGACAUGUGUGCAGCUCCUGGCUCCAAGACGGCUCAACUAAUUGAAGCUUUGCAUAGCGAGGGAGCGCACGCGCCUGGCUUCAUUGUUGCAAACGAUUCGGACUACAAACGGUCUCAUAUGCUUGUUCAUCAAGUGAAACGACUCAACUCCCCAAAUCUGGUGGUUGUCAACCAUGAUGCCCAGUUGUUCCCCAAAAUGAAGCUGACCCCAGAAGGCGAUUAUGUUAAAUUUGACAGAAUACUGUGUGAUGUCCCUUGUACUGGAGAUGGUACCAUGAGAAAGAACUUGACUGUCUGGAAAGAUUGGAGAAUAGGAAACGCUCUGGGAUUGCACUCACUGCAACUGAAUAUUCUGAUGAGAGGAUUACAGCUUCUCAAAAAAGGGGGUAGACUUGUUUACUCUACCUGCUCCUUGAGUCCUAUCGAAAACGAAGCCGUUGUUUCUGCUGCUUUGCGUAAAUGGGGCGGAAAAGUGAAGAUUGUUAAUUGUGAUAACAUGUUGACAGGACUCAAAAGACGUCCCGGAGUGUCAGAUUGGAAAGUUUUUGGUAAGGACUGGGAAGAGAAAAGUAAAGAAGACAACAAUGAAAGUCUUCCCAACAGCGUCUUCCCUCCAUCUGCAGAGGAGGUUAACACUUUCAAUUUGCAGGACUGUAUGAGAGUGUAUCCGCAUGAUCAAAACACAGGAGGUUUCUUUAUUACUGUUUUAGAGAAAGUUAACCCAGAUGAGGAUAAGAAAGACGAGGACGAAGAACCUGCUGCGAAGAAACCCAAAUUAGAGAGCAGCAACGAGGGCGAGAAAAAAAUUGAGCCUGUGAAGAAAGAAAGAUUACCAAGGGACGCCAACGAAGAGCCAUUUGUGUUUUUGGACAAAGACAAUGUAGAGCUCAAGAAAUGCUGGGACUUUUACGAGGUGAAGGAUACUUUUCCAAAGGACAGCAUGCUGGUCAGAAACGGCACAGGUGAGCCACUGAGGUCGAUUUAUUUUGCCUCUCCAAUAGUGAAAAACAUCAUUCAAACGAACGAAGCCAAACUCAAGUUGAUUUACGCAGGAGUCAAAGUUUUUGUUUCGCAAAGAGCAGAGUACUCACAACAAUCAUGUCCUUGGAGAGUCCAAUACGAGGCUAUGCCUAUUUUGAAGGACCAUUUGGGAAGCAGUAGAACGUUUGAGAUCAAUCUAGACCUUCUGAAGAUUCUUUUGAGCGAAACAUUCCCUAAUGUGAAUAAGAUUAGAGAGGACAAAGUGGAUCCAGAAUUCAUUGAAAAGAUCACCGACUUUCCUGAAGGAUGCUUUUUCGUGAGAGUGAAAAGAGGUGAAGAUAAAGAGGAUAUGUAUUUGCCUCUCUGGAAAGGACGCUCCAAUUUCAAUUUGAUGGUCAACAAGCAUGAGACUCAUGAGCUAUUGUAUAGAUUAUUUGGCGUUGAGAAUUAA